CCCGUUUUCAUUACUUGUAUAUUUUUCGUCCUCCGUGUAUAUAGCCAACGGAGUGGGAAGUAUGGUAGUGGGGCAAUGUUAAUAGGUGGGGAAAUUACCGAAGUUAGCUGAUUUGCGCGAAUCGAGUACGAUCUCCUGUGAAUGAAUGACACAGAAAAUGGCGACAUUUUACAGAUGAGAGGAUGUUGGUAACACUGACGCCUGUUUGCGGAUGAUUGUCAAAACCUAUUUUCUCAGCGAAGUCCGCAGCUUUGCGUGCAAGUUCGAGGGAAAACAUCAUGACUCCGUUUGAUUCGUAAGAAAGGCAGAAGGCGCAAAGUGCAGCCACAAAGAAGAUAGCGUGUUUGUUUUUAAGGAGUGAGUGAGUGUGCAGAGAAAGGUUUCUUGUUUCGUUUCGCUCGUUGCGUUUCACCCGUUCGACGAGUGACGUGCCUCGGGUCUUCCUCGGUGGGGAAGAAGAUUACUUCGAUUCCAAACGCGAGGAGAGAAGGCGCGGGCUUUCAUCUUCGCGAAAAAUCUAUUAUGCGAUUGUGUUUUAACCUUUUCUCUUGUUGAAUGCGAUUAAAGUGGGCUGCCGUAGUGCCGUAGUGUGUGAUACCUCUGAUCCACGUCUGUCUUCGAGUCACUUUCGCAGCGGUCGACCGAUACACAUAGUACUUCGAUGGAGUUUAUUCGCGCGUGACACCAACUUUCGGGACACCAGGCUCGACUUUUGCCAGGUAGCCCCAAUUUCGAUUUACCACGUGUAUAAGCUUUCUACUCCGUAAAUAAUAUCUACGUUUCUUCUUGACGCGACGCUUAUACGACAUAAAAGCACCAGAGAUUUUGGUAGCUGUCUACAUUCACAUUAUUGUGACAGCUUUUAUUUUCUUAUAUUCGAUUAACAUGUUUAAUACGUGACAUGUACACCUCAUUCUGUGACAAGUAUAUAGUACUAUCUAUAUCUAUGGAAAUUACUUUUGCACCAUACGGUACGAUAGAAACUAUGCAAAAUUUUGCUAUUACUCACAAUUUCAAUCUAUUGAAUAUUUAAUAUAAUUUAAAGGCCAAGUCUAUGCAUUAUAAAUACAUUUAAAUACAAUAUCAACCUUACAUUGUCUAUGCAUUAGAGACAAUAGAACUUACGAGAUAAAGGGCCAUACAAAGAAAAUGAGUAACAGGCUUGAAGAACAAGAAUCAAAAUGGACUUGUGAAUAUUGUACAUAUGAAAAUUGGCCUUCAUCUUUGAAAUGCACAAUGUGCAAAGGUGCCAAACCUUUACUAGGGGAAGAUAUUUACCGUCUAAGGGAUCCAAGUCCACAAAGAUCUGGAUCAAAUGUUGCAUCUGGUCCAGUAACUCAUUUAAGUCCAACGGAUUCUUAUAAUCUUAGUUCUCAGAACUAUAGUCAAAAUGUACCAUUGGGAAAGUGGUCUUGUGCAAUGUGUACCUAUCUCAAUUAUCAAAAUGCCACACGUUGUGUUCAGUGUGGAAACAAAAAACCUAGUGGUCUUAAUCAAUCGAUAAACUCUAUAGCCUCAAAUUUACAUGAACAUCUAGCACCCCUUAGGUUAGGGGAUCCACCACCAAAUUCAGGAUCAAAUCCUACUCCGAUAAACUUGCAUCCAGAAAAAUAUUACAAUUUACAAGCUAAUUUACAUCCUGAAAAGUGGUCUUGUCUCGUGUGUACUUAUGAAAAUUGGCCAAAAGCUACAAAGUGUGUGAUGUGCGGUAAUCCCAAGGAAAAAGAUAGGAGAGAUAAAACUUCAACUAAUGUGGGUGUUAUUUUGCCAAGUCCUGAGAGGGAUCAUAGUCAACGCAAUUUACCUUCCCCGCCUCAUGCACCUUAUAUUCAUCAAACUCAGAGAGAGGAUAAUGUGGCAGUAGGACGAAGGAGUUCAAAUAGAUAUCCAGAUAGCAGAAAUGACAGUUUAUCAACUCCUCAAUCUCCUAAUAAUUGUGACUAUGAACGUAGACUAAAACAGUUAAGGCGUCAUACUGAUUGGUGCUGGUUAAAUGCGUGUCUUGGCAUUGUGGAAGGUGAUAAUGCUCCUGUCGAAGCUUAUUUGGCAAGUGGUGGUGAUCCUGCUCGUCAAUUGACACAUUCAGAAGUUCUGCUUCUAAAUAGAAGUAGUGCUUUUGAUGUUGGACAUACAUUAGUACAUUUAGCUAUUAGAUUUCAAAGGGAGGAUAUACUAGCAACAUUAUUAUCACAAAUUGAAGGCUCUGGCUCUGGAGUAAAAAGAGUACCAAGUUAUGUUGCACCUGAUUUGGCUGCUCAAAUUCGCAGACAUGUUACUAAUAGUAUCCGGUUGCGCAAGGGUUCUUUCCCAUGUUAUUUUGUCACUGAUAUAGCCACAUUUGCUUUACCUGCUGAGGUUGAAGAUUUACCGAGCAUAGUACAAGAACAAAUGUUGGAAGAAUUAUUAGAUAAAGAAGCUCAACAGCAGUUAGAAGGUGGUGGCGGAGAGCCACCAGCAUUAAAUUGGUCUUUAGAAAUUACUGAACGUUUAGGAAGUCGUUUACAUGCACUUUGGAAUAGAUCUGCUGGAGAUUGUUUAUUAGAUUCUGCAAUGCAAGCUACUUGGGGUGUUUUCGAUCGAGAUAAUGCUUUAAGAAGAGCUCUUGCUGAUUCUUUGCAACAAGCUGGUCAAUUUUUUUAUUCUCGAUGGAGAGAAUACGAAGCAUCACAAGCAUCUAGAAUGUUAGAUUUUACAUUAGAAGAAACUCAGUGGCAAGAAGAUUGGGAGAGCUUAUUAGCGACAGCUGCUCAACCAGGAAGUGCUUUGGAACAAUUACAUGUAUUUGCUCUUGCCCACAUUUUGAGACGACCUAUUAUUGUUUAUGGAGUAAAAUAUGUUAAAAGUUUUCGUGGUGAAGAUAUAGGUUACGCAAGAUUUGAGGGUGUUUACCUUCCACUUCUAUGGGAACCUUCAUUUUGUAUUCGAUCGCCUAUUGCUUUGGGAUAUACUCGUGGCCACUUUACAGCUUUAGUUCCCAUUGAACCUUAUGCAUCGUCCAGAAUACCACCUCUUUCAUCCCAUGGUGGUGUGGGCAUAGGUGGUGGUAAUAGUCCACUUCAACAGUUACAAAUACAAAUGCAGACCACGUUUAUGCCGCUAAUGGACCGAGAACACAAGCUUUUGCCAAUACAUUUUUUGAGCCCGGAAGAAGUAGGCCGGGAAGAAUCUAUUUUGAAGGAAUGGCUCGACGUGUGUAGGACGGAAGGUGGUAUUCUCGUUGCGCAACAAAAAUUACAUAAAAGACCUUUAUUAGUAGCACAAAUGUUGGAAGAAUGGUUAAAUCAUUAUCGAAGACUCGCUCAAACCAACAAUGCACCCUUUUUGAGACCAGCUAUUUUACAAGAUUACAGUAGUGACGGCGACACGGAAGACGAAUAACGAGGUGCAAUUGAUUAAAUUACUAAAUUCAUCCGAGAAGACUUUUCUCCAUAAUUUUCUUACAACCGUUCGGAACACGAUAUCUCAAAGAUUCGCAAUUUUUGGAUAAUAGUCAGGAAAAAGAAGCGUGCGGAUGUUACACACAUCUAUUGGCAAUGCAUUAUUUCUGGACGAUUUUUGUGCAUCUAAUAUUGAAACUACUUCUUUCGGUUUAAAAGAAGUAAAUUUAAAAUCUUUGUUCGAUUCGUACUAUUAAUUAUAGCGAAUGUUUAU
Megachile rotundata (alfalfa leafcutting bee) is the source of this 3651-nucleotide messenger RNA. It is a transcript of the gene trbd, whose product is annotated as ubiquitin thioesterase trabid. The record is from RefSeq and is a predicted model, not a curated record. Gene Ontology annotation, biological process: cell migration; protein K29-linked deubiquitination; protein K33-linked deubiquitination. Gene Ontology annotation, molecular function: cysteine-type deubiquitinase activity; K63-linked polyubiquitin modification-dependent protein binding. Lineage: Eukaryota; Metazoa; Arthropoda; Insecta; Hymenoptera; Megachilidae. Gene Ontology annotation, cellular component: cytoplasm; nucleus.